GAUCACUAUAAGUACCUAUGCAGCGACAUCAUGCAUCGUGUGUAUUGCUGGUCCGAAUCUGAAAAGUACCCGACUAUCGUUAGCGAGGACUCCUUCGGAGCCUGCAUCACUAGAACUGCAAAUAUGCAUUGGUGUAGGCUCAGAAUGAGAAGGUUACGUGCACGGAAGUCCACGGACAUACAUAUAUAUAUGGUCUCGAGCCUUGUUCUUCCCGAGCGUGUGCACUUGGGCUUGCCGGGAGGAACUCGGCGGGAAUUCCAAAGAAACAUCCACACACCCAACUGUCUUUCACACGACAUCCAUGGCAUCCACUGUUACCAUGAGGAUUCACUUUUCGAAGAGUGUGCUGGGUUCGAGCUCACGAGGUGGUGUGUCGGGCUGCUUUCCGUGGCUACCGACGCGGGGAUUGUCAACCUCGAACGAAUCGCUCAGGAAGACUGGACUGUAUGACUUCCAUGUUCAGAAUGGUGCUAAAAUGGUGCCCUUCGCGGGCUACGCGAUGCCUCUCUCGUACGGAUCCGUCGGUCAAGUUGCAAGUCAUAACCAUGUUCGCACGAGUGCCGGAUUGUUUGACGUCGGUCAUAUGGUGCAGUCGAACUUCCGAGGUGUUACUGCAGUGGCGUUUCUGGAAUGGCUUACUCCCUCUUCGUUGAAGUCACUCUCUCCAUAUUCUUCGACUCUCUCUGUUAUCCUCAACGAAAACGGUGGAAUCAUAGACGACACAGUCAUCACCAAACACUCGGACGAUGCAUUCUAUGUAGUAACAAAUGCAGGAAGAAGGGACAGAGAUCUUGCCUGGUUCCGUCAGAAGCUGGAAGAAUGGAACUCAGGUGAACAGGCGAAGGACGGGAAAGUCGAGCAUGAAGUUCUCGAGGAUUGGGGCUUAGUAGCGUUGCAAGGUCCACGAGCUGCUGAGUACCUUCAAAAGUCCACAUCAUUUGACCUUGCCAAACUCACUUUUGGUAAGUCGGCCUAUGUAACUAUUGGAGGCUUUGCCCUCCACGUCGCCCGAGGAGGUUAUACCGGCGAGGAUGGUUUCGAGAUCUCUAUUCCUCCGUCCCAAACCGUCGAUGUAGUACAGCUUCUGUCUCAGUCGCCUGUCCAGCUGGCUGGUCUGGGCGCUCGGGACAGUCUCCGCUUGGAAGCCGGUAUGUGCCUCUACGGAAACGAUCUCGACGAAGAUACGUCCCCUGUUGAGGCAGGGCUCUCGUGGGUAAUCGGAAAGGACAGGAAGGAAUCUGGCAAUUUCAUCGGUGCUGACAGCGUCCGCAAACAUCUUAAAGAUGGUCCUCCCCGGAGACGUGUUGGUCUUGUGGUCGAAGGAGCGCCUGCGAGACAGGGAGCCCAAAUUUUCGCACCCUCAGGGAAAGACAUGAUAGGAAAGGUAACUUCCGGUAUCCCGUCUCCUACCCUCAACAAAAAUAUCGCCAUGGGCUAUGUACUGUCUGGAUGGCACAAGAAAGGCACAGAAGUGGAAGUGGACGUCCGAAACAAACUGCGCAAGGCAGUUGUAACACCGAUGCCAUUUAUCAAGCCGAAUUAUUGGAGGGGCUGACAACCCAUGCGAAAAAGCGAGCACUUUUCAUGUCCCAGGCAAGUCGUAACCAGCCUUUAACAGUUUGUUUGCAUCGCUCUUGUAAUAUCACGGAUGUAACUCCACCGUUUCCAACCAAUCUCGUCUCGCCGAGAAUUUAAUUCGAAAGCUCUGAGCACACAA
This is a messenger RNA of Pisolithus orientalis, 1717 nucleotides long. RefSeq lists its product as uncharacterized. Gene Ontology annotation, cellular component: mitochondrion. The record is from RefSeq and is a predicted model, not a curated record. The transcript has 9 exons. Lineage: Eukaryota; Fungi; Basidiomycota; Agaricomycetes; Boletales; Pisolithaceae. Gene Ontology annotation, molecular function: protein binding; aminomethyltransferase activity. Gene Ontology annotation, biological process: glycine catabolic process. Bases 302 to 1555 code for a protein of 417 amino acids.